AUGGGCGAAGAAUUGUCAGAUUCACCGAUUGCCGACGAAGAUAUGCUGAGGGACUUCAUGCGCUUCGCCGUGGAGAGCCCGGUUCAAAAAAUUGUGCAGCAAGUGAGGGAAAAGGAUAUACUUGAGGAUCGAUAUAGCAUCGGAAGAGGCAUCAUUUUCGCGAGCUACCCAAGCGCCAUCAGUGAUGUGAAUCUGCGAGUUGACAGUCAAGUCAAUACAGUUCCGCAAGUGCCAGCUAAUCAAGAACUCGACUCUGAUCAGCUUCGGCCCGACCGAAUAUGCAUAUACAAAGCCGAGAGUGAGGAUGGGUCUCUAGAACAACGCAAACUGAUCUUCAUCGCGGAAUAUAAACCUCCUCACAAACUAACCAAGGAGCAACUUCGCACCGGCUUGCAGCCGAUGGAUAUUUACAAGGACAUUGUCAACCAUCCAACCAUCCCCAGCCAGCAGAAUAAACGGGCCUACUUUCGAUACUGCGCUAAAAAGCUCACGGCUGCUGCAGUCACACAGGCUUAUCAUUACAUGAUCGAGGGCGGCGUCAGCUACGGGAUUAUGUCUAAUGGCGAGGCAACAGUAUUUCUCAAAGUCGACUGGAGUAAUCCAGGCACACUUCUCUACCAUUUGGCCGAGCCCAAGUCCGAGGUUCCCGCACACCACCCUGACGGUAUCAUCUCUUGCAGCGCUGUUGGUCAAUAUUUGUCAUUCACUCUAUUAGCUCUAAGUCAGCACCACCAACAUGGGGAACGAGGUCAGGAGGAACGCGAAACUGUCAAAAAGAAUCUGCAAAGAUGGAAGUAUAAUAUUGACCAAAUGCUUCUCGACAUGUCUCCUGAUAAUCACAAACCACGAUCUCCCGUAGACCCGGAUUUUUCGAGGCCAAAGACAUAUUCGAACGUUGACUGGUCGCCGUUCUUGGCUUACAACCUUCGGCGAAGGGAGGGGGAUGAGCCGGCAAGAGGACCAGCCAGGAGACGUUCUCCACCGAGUUCCGACGACGAAGCAGAGGAGAAUGCCCCAGAUUCGCCCAGUCCUGCUGUACGGCGGACAAGGAGUCGAGGACGUGCAACCCGAGGACGCGGAGCCCGGGGACGCCAGAACACUUCUCAGUCAAGAGGGGCCGCAUCAAGCAGAAAUUCUACUCGCGGCGAGCAGUACUGCACCCAGAAAUGUUUAAUUGGCUUGGUCAAUGGCGAUUUCCUCGAUAUGCGCUGUCCCAAUGUGUCACGACACAUGGGGAAUGGACCUGCCCCGUCUGGUAUGAAGGUGAAGACCUACCACCCUGUCAACCAUGCUACGUGGCUUGAACUUCUUAGAGAGCAGUGGAAAAAGUCUCUGGAUGAUGGCAUUACCUCGCUACACAUCAGCGGAGCAUCUGGCGCGCUAUUCCGAGUCACUCUACUCCGCUACGGUUAUACUUUUAUUGGCAAGGGAACUCCAGCGCCUCUCAUCAAGCGCCUUGAGAACGAAGCUGGCAUUUACAAGCGUCUCAAGCACAUGCAAGGCACCAGUAUACCUGUAUUCUUGGGGGCGGUUGACCUCCGACCCAUGAACAAGAUCUAUUACUAUGACCACCGCGUCUACAUAGUACACGUCACCUUCUUCUCCUGGGGCGGCCGCACGCUAUCCAGCCUUGAGCUUCCUAGUGGCCUUAGCAAGCGGCUCACGGAUGGGGCGUGUCAGUCGAUUCGAGCCAUGCACAGCAAAGGCGUUGUCCACAACGAUAUACGACAGCCCAAUAUGCUCUACAACCCUGACACGAAGCGCAUCAUGAUCAUUGACUUUGACCGAGCAAGGGUGGUGGAGACGUCUAGGCAUGAGCACUCGCGAACCAAGCCGGGCGACGAGGCAGAAAUACAGCAUGCAAAGUAUAUAUUGUCCAGAGAAAAGGGCUGUUCGGUAAAAUAA
This is a messenger RNA of Metarhizium acridum CQMa 102, 1905 nucleotides long. RefSeq lists its product as uncharacterized. Gene Ontology annotation, biological process: protein phosphorylation. NCBI's taxonomy places the organism in Eukaryota, Fungi, Ascomycota, Sordariomycetes, Hypocreales, Clavicipitaceae. The record is from RefSeq and is a predicted model, not a curated record. Gene Ontology annotation, molecular function: protein kinase activity; ATP binding.